AUGGCCCCCACCAGCACGAUAUUUCGCCUCUUUACCCUGUCCGCUGCUAUAGGCCUGGCGACUGCUACGUUCAGUCUCAACACUUCCGGUCCUAGUUGGGACUAUACAACCAAGGACUUGGCAGACACCACGUCGCAGGCUUGCAAGGAUGCCUACAGUGCCAGUAUCAACUGCGAUGAAACCCUCCUGAAGAUCGUGGCGUCUAUGGAUCCUGACUUCGACCCGCAACCUUCGGACUUGCAGGCUAUGUGCAGCACGACAUGCAGUGAUUCAUUGUCGCAGUAUAUCAAGAAUGUCAAGUCUGCAUGCGGCGAGGAUGGCGAUCUUGCCGGUCUUUCCAGCGGGAAUAAGUAUGUCUAUCAGGCUCCCAUGGCCACCGUGGGCGAGGUUUUCCAGUACAAAUAUGGCCAAUCUUGUGCCAAGAGCGGGUCUGAUUACUGUUACUUGACCUAUCCCGAGAGCGACGAUUGGGCCAAAACCGACUUCCCAUGCAGCGACGAGUGUGCAGUCAAGUUUUACCAAAAUGCACACGAGCAACCUGGCUCAGCAUAUUUCUUCAGCUACUUUGCUCUUGGUACCCAAUCAUCAUACUGGGAGAAGACCUUUGCUGGCGGUUGGGAAACUGUGGUCCAAUGCGGCGAUGGUGAAAGCGAUGUAAGCUCCAUUAGCAAGAGCGCAACUUCGACCAAGAACGACAUGAUCGAUAUUUCAUCGUUCACCAGCUCGACUAGCACCAAAGUGGCUAUUUCUACGACCUCAGCACCAACUGCAGCAAUGUCAAACGCCGCACCAGUUCAGUCUGCCUCUGUGACUGCUUCAACUACUCCAACUACAGCCACUAGCGGCGCUUCGAGGCUCAAAGUCUCAUUUUGUUUGAAUUUUUGGGCACACAUGAACACGUUGAAUAUUUUCUAA
Messenger RNA from Penicillium soppii, 915 nucleotides. RefSeq lists its product as uncharacterized. The transcript has 2 exons. The coding region runs from base 1 to 915 and encodes 304 amino acids. The record is from RefSeq and is a predicted model, not a curated record. NCBI's taxonomy places the organism in Eukaryota, Fungi, Ascomycota, Eurotiomycetes, Eurotiales, Aspergillaceae.